UAGAUUGAACAUUUUACAAAGGAGAUAUAAUCGCACUUCUAAUUUAAAAUCGAAGAUAAAUAUAGAGUAACUACUUUUAGUCAAGGUUGAAGUUCAGUAAAUGAAUUGAAUUAUUGAUUAUGAAGCGUGCCCGUGCUGUCCUACAAGAAAGCAAAUAUAAAUAGAUCCGUCUUAUGGUGGAAGAAUGGAAAACGAUCGUAGGCUGCACGUGCACAAAACUACAAUUCAAGAUGAAAGGGCAAGAAUGUCUUGUAGAACAGCUUUGUAAAUUGGCUAUUUAAAGAUUCAGUUUCAUCCCGCUGAGUGUUUGAUAGAUUCUUGCGUCUCCCAGCCAGCGGACCGAUUCAUUACAGUUUUCUCUAUAAAAAAGAAUGAAAAUAGAUUUUGUGACGAGUUUCUGCGACGGUUUGACCAUGACGUUAUAACAGAAGAUUCGCGAUCAUGUCCUAACGAAACGCAUUAUUUGCUGAGAUUAACGUAAGCUAUAAAAAGGUAGACGCCAACCGAGAAACCACAGUCAUAACCAUUACAUCCAUUCGAUGUGGUCAUUUCUCAGAAUCUUGUCAUUAAGCUUUUUCAUAUUAGAAACGGCGCUUACCAAGCCGUAUGUCCAUGGAGACCUGCUGGUGGAAGAGAGACAGUUAUUAUACGAUCGCCAGUUUAAAGUUUCUGGCUUUAACGUAUUAUUUUUAUCUAAAGUUAGUUCAACAGCGCAUCCUAAUUCAAAGUCUCUUGCACAAUGUCUUUAAUUUUCAGUUUCCUCCAUGUCUUUUCGCCACGACAACAUCGCAAGGGAACUUGUCAUAUUCUGGAAUUUGCCAUGAUAUAAUCACUUGGAUUUCUCAACAAUUUCAAAUGGAGCUGAUUUACGUACCCGCAAAUCAUUCGGAAGUAAUCCGAUUCGGAAUAGUUUCUACGCUCAUUAGUCAAUUCACGAAGCAGGAGGUUGAUAUAAUACCAUUUCCGUUCGUUAUCACACCAACAAUCAUGCAACAAAUGGAUUUUACUAUCCCUCUUACAGUGGAGGAUUAUCAUCUAUUGCAGCCUUACCCGAACGAAGAGAGCCGUCUUACCGCGUGCAUAAGUCCUUUCUCUUUUACUGUUUGGUUACUAUUUCUCCUGUCAACUUUUGCGGUGAUUUUGUUUAUGGCCUUAUUAACUUUCUAUCGCCCUCCAUUGAAAUCAAUAAGUUUCACCGACGCCUUUAACGAUAAUACAAUUUACGUACUCACAGUCAUAACCGGACAAGGCAAUUAUAAAUCCGAGAAAACCCUUGCCCAGCGUCUAGUUGCAGGUUUGUGGUGUUUGAUGAUGGUGGUAUUGGUAAACGCAUAUACGGGAACUUUAAGGUCAUACAUGACAGUGCCCAAACUGGAUCCGAUCGUGAACACGCUAACUGAACUGGCAGUUAGUAGCGAAACAAAAAUGACGGUAGAUAUUCAACUGGGCAAGGCUCGCAUGUUCUUGGAAGCCACCUCGGGACCGUAUAAAUUAAUCGGCAAUUCACUUCGUAAUAAUCCAGAGUUACUCGUCAAAGGGAGCUCUCUAGAAGGAAUGAAUAACGUUUUACAACGAGGAGCUGCUUAUUUUGCUAAUCGUUCAAUCAUUAAAUACCUGAUGGCCGUAGACAUGAAAACCCACCCCACAUGCCGUAUGACGUAUUCUGAUCCGAUUCCUUUUAUCGAAUACUAUUCCAUGGGUUUACCUAAAAAUAGCCGGCACAAUUGGAUCAUCAAUCACGACUUGCAGUAUUUACAGGAGAGUGGUUUACUUACUUAUUGGAUAAAACAGCGCACACCCAAUGUUGAUAAAUGUAAAGUGGGAAUGUCCAAACCUAGUGGAAAGAUGGUUUCUUUGACGCUAGUUGAUCUAUCGAGCCCUACCGCACUCCUUGCCAUUGGAAUUGGACUGUCGUUUCUGGUGUUUCUCAUCGAAAUAAUUUUAUUCUUAAAAACAAAGAAGCGGAAGAUUCAAGAAGAAAAUAAUGCUGUUAAAAAUUUACUUUUUGGACUCUGA
Molecule: messenger RNA, 2016 nt
Organism: Daphnia pulicaria
Lineage: Eukaryota; Metazoa; Arthropoda; Branchiopoda; Diplostraca; Daphniidae
Product: glutamate receptor ionotropic, delta-2-like
Exons: 8
Coding region: 607-2016 (469 amino acids)
Cellular component (GO): membrane
Molecular function (GO): ligand-gated monoatomic ion channel activity
Source: RefSeq, a predicted model, not a curated record